Aspergillus affinis is the source of this 990-nucleotide messenger RNA. RefSeq names its product class I SAM-dependent methyltransferase. The coding region runs from base 1 to 990 and encodes 329 amino acids. The record is from RefSeq and is a predicted model, not a curated record. Lineage: Eukaryota; Fungi; Ascomycota; Eurotiomycetes; Eurotiales; Aspergillaceae. Gene Ontology annotation, molecular function: methyltransferase activity. The transcript is spliced from 9 exons.
AUGGACGAGCACCAGCCACCUUUCGACCCGCUUAUCGUGUCCGGGGAGGACCUGGAUGUGUUUGAUGACUGGGAUGGCUAUGAAAGUGGGUACGAGGUGAGGUUUGCGGUCCUCUCCGGGAAGUUCGUCAUUAACCGCACAAGAAUGGACGGAGAUAUCACGCAUACCGACAAGGGGAAUAUGUCAUUCCCAACGACGAAAGGGAACAAGAGCGGCUCGACUUGGUACUCUCAAUCCUUCCUUGCCAUGGGGGGAGACUUGUACCGCGCCCCCCUUCCAAAACUACAACGAGUUCUGGAUAUUGGCACCGGGACGGGAACGUGGGCGAUUGACAUGGCGGACUCCUUUCCCGAUGCCGUGGUAAUCGGCACGGAUCUAAGCCCCAUUCAACCCUCAUGGGUUCCACCAAAUUGUGUUUUUGAAAUCGAUGACUUCGAGCUAGAGUGGAAUUUCUCGCGGUCAUUCGAUUACAUACAUGCACGGGCAAUUGAAGGUUGCGUCCAUGACUUCCCGCGUCUUUUCCAGCAGGCCUAUGAGUCGCUCAGUCCCGGGGGAUGGUUCGAGAUCGUCGACUUCACUGCUGGCAUCUUCUCCGAUGAUGAAAGUACGGAGAAGUCCCCACAUCUUCUUGAGUGGCGGGAUCAACUCAUCCACGCAAGUCGAAGGUUCGGGAAACCUUUGGGUGUCUCGGGUCAAUACAGCGAGUGGAUGACACAAACGGGAUUUGCAAAUGUCCGCCAGGAAAUCAUUCAGGUCCCAUUCGGUCCAUGGGCGAGAAACACUACGCUGAAACGGCUCGGCAUAUAUCAUCAAGCGAAUAUGCUGGAGGCGCUCGAAGCAUAUUCAUUGGCCCUGUGUACCCGGUACCUUGGAUGGAGUGUUGAAGAGGUACAGCUGCUUUUGAUUGGGGUCCGAAAUGAGCUGAAGGAUCGGUCUUUGCAUAAUUACUCCAAACUCUACGUGGUAUAUGGUCAGAAAGAGGCAUUCUGA